AGCAUCAUGCCUGAACCAGCCAAGUCUGCGCCCAAGAAGGGCUCGAAGAAAGCCGUCACCAAGACGGCCGGCAAGGGUGGUAAGAAACGCAGAAAGUCCAGGAAGGAGAGCUACGCGAUCUACGUGUACAAGGUGUUGAAACAAGUGCAUCCUGACACCGGCAUCUCUUCAAAGGCUAUGGGCAUCAUGAAUUCUUUCGUCAACGAUAUCUUCGAGCGCAUCGCCGGUGAGUCGUCUCGUUUGGCUCACUACAACAAGCGCUCCACCAUCACCUCCAGGGAGAUCCAGACUGCCGUGCGCCUGCUCUUGCCCGGUGAGCUGGCCAAACACGCCGUGUCCGAGGGCACCAAGGCUGUCACCAAGUACACCAGCUCCAAGUAAAACGACGUGGUGACACGUCCAACCCAAAGGCUCUUUUCAGAGCCACCCACUGUUUCGGAUAAAAGGCGAAA
Messenger RNA from Megalops cyprinoides (Indo-Pacific tarpon), 452 nucleotides. RefSeq names its product histone H2B. Gene Ontology annotation, cellular component: nucleosome. Bases 7 to 381 code for a protein of 124 amino acids. The record is from RefSeq and is a predicted model, not a curated record. The transcript has a single exon. Gene Ontology annotation, molecular function: structural constituent of chromatin; DNA binding; protein heterodimerization activity. NCBI's taxonomy places the organism in Eukaryota, Metazoa, Chordata, Actinopteri, Elopiformes, Megalopidae.